AUGGAUAAGUCGUCGUAUCUAUUUAUGAGUAAAAGAAAAAAGCUAAAAUUUUCAUUCAGAGCAAUGGAUAAAAACUCAAGUACUGAUAGCAAUAUAUCCCUGGAUAGCCUGGAAACUCAAUUCAAACGAAAAAAUUUCGUAAAAGGUAGAAAGACGGAUGAAAAUGUCGAUACAAUACUCGUGCCAUUUUACGAAAAAGACGUGCUCAUAAAGGUACCAAAGGAUCAAAAACGAAAACAAAAUAAUUCAAGUAAUAAAUAUAGAGCGAAUGAGAAAUUUAAGAAUGAACUGUCGCAAACUAGUUAUUUGGUAAAUAAAGAAAGAGAAGCGAGGCUUAAGCGACCCACCUACCUAGAAAUGUUCCGUAAGCAGUUCACACCCAAUCAUAUUGGUAAAAAGAAAGAUAAGAAUGAAAUACGUUCUUUAUCACCAGAAUUUGGUGAUACGGAAAGGGAAAGUAUUGGCGAUGACGCUAAUAAUCCCAUACCAGAGUUCUAUAAUACUGAGUCUUAUAACGAAAUGUAUUACGAAAAGCUUUUGUGUCGUGAUCUGCAGAACUAUAUAGACAAUUCUUUUGAAGACCAUGAAGAGGAACUGCGGUUUACUGAAGAUAUGGUAAGUAAACCAGAUGAUAUACGUGAUGAUAGUCCUGAUAAUCUAAAGAGUGUUUCGGAGAUCACAAAUCCACGUCGUAAUGUCAGACGAGCAACAAUAGAGCCCAUACCUAAUGUAAAGCUGGGAGGUUUGGGGCCUGAUUUAGAACAAAUUAAGCCGAGGCUUGAAAGAGCAAGGAGUUUACAAAGAUAUUCUGAGAAAGUAAGAAUGGAAAAUCGAUUAAAGAUUUAUAAAAAAACGUACCAAACCCAACCUGAGAAGAAAAUUGAAAGAGAAACAUCUGCCAAACACAAGGAGCCACGAAAGGAACCACCGAAGAAAGAACAAGAAGAGGUUCCUCCCACUUAUUUGGUUAACAAAACUAUAAACGAAAAGGGUAACAAACUAAGCAAGAAUCCAUAUUUGAAAUCCAAAUCGGCUGAUGUCCAGAGAAUAAGAGAGAGAAAUGCAGAGAAGGAACAGAAGCAGUUAACUGUGAAGAAGAAAGAGAUUGUGAAUCCGAAACUUGAAACUAAACAAAAGGUGGAAACCAAACCCGAUAAAAAGACGCAGAAUGAGGGUAAAGGUAAACAAGCGACAAAAUCUAGCUCCAGGAACAUGGGCAUCAAUACUGAGACUGCGUCAGACGUUGCGCCAGUCCAAAUAAGUUUCAUGGUCAACGUUGGAGGUGUACGUCAGUCAAACGCCUUGAAGUCUUUGGAGGAAAAGCAUCGAAUGUACCAGGAACAAGUGAAAGCGUUCAUGGAAAAUAAUGACGGUUAAUGUCCUUUCUAUGUAUU
This is a messenger RNA of Spodoptera litura, 1394 nucleotides long. RefSeq lists its product as uncharacterized. NCBI's taxonomy places the organism in Eukaryota, Metazoa, Arthropoda, Insecta, Lepidoptera, Noctuidae. The record is from RefSeq and is a predicted model, not a curated record.